Molecule: messenger RNA, 1143 nt
Organism: Cyprinodon variegatus (sheepshead minnow)
Lineage: Eukaryota; Metazoa; Chordata; Actinopteri; Cyprinodontiformes; Cyprinodontidae
Product: tripartite motif-containing protein 16-like
Exons: 6
Coding region: 28-1143 (371 amino acids)
Molecular function (GO): protein binding
Source: RefSeq, a predicted model, not a curated record
CCUAAUGAAGUGUGGCCAAACCUUAACAUGGCCAAUCACUGUCAACAUGCUUCCAGUAUUAGCGGACUGGUAUGCUGUGGGAUCACAGCGGAAGGAUGUGCCUCUUUGGCUUCAGCUCUGAAGUCCAACCCUUCCCAUCUAAGAGAGCUGGACCUCAGAUACAACUACCCUGGAGAGUCUGGAAUGAUGGUGCUCCUUGAAAGACUGGAGGACCCAAAAUGCAGACUGGAAAUACUCAAUCUGGAUCAGAAUGAAGAACACUGGGUCAGACCACAGCUUCUGAACAAAUAUGCCUGUAAUUUGACCUUUGACAUCAAUACAGCCAGUGAACACCUUAUCCUGUCUGAAUGUGGGAGACAAGUUACUUUAACAAAGGAGAAGCAAACUUAUCCUGAUCAUCCUGACAGGUUUGAAUGCAGCGGUCAGGUGCUGUGCAGAGAGGCUCUAUCUGGACGCUGUUACUGGGAGGUGGAGUGGAAAACAAGUUUCGUGAACGUUGGUGUUGCCUUUAGGAAUGUUAAGAGGAAAGGAUGGGACGCAGAAAUACUAAGGAGUGAUGAAACCUGGUUAUUUUAUAAUUAUUCAUCAAGUGGUUUCUCAUUUCAACACAGACAUCAGGCUGUCUUCCUUCCACUCCCAUUUAUUGAUGUUAAAUUCCUGGCCCGACCCAUGAGACUGGGCAUAUUUCUGGACUCAACUGCUGGCAUUCUGUGUUUCUAUUGGCUCUCUGAUGACACAAGGACUCUGCUUCACACGUUCCACUCAACUUUUACUGAGCCUGUUUACCCUGUAUUCAGUGUUCCUUUUGGUUCUCUUACCCUGCCAGCUGUUGAAAAGCUGGAAAUGGAUCAUGUUCCAUUGGGCUUCACGCCUGAGGUCAGCAGAGAGAGAAUUGGUAUCUCUUACAGUUUCCAGUUUCAUGGCUCAGGUCUGUAUCGAUGUUCUCUGACUGGCCUGGUGUUCAGAGUGACCCAUAAAGGGGAAGUGAUGUACAGGACUCAGAUUUGGGACGACAUGCUCCUGCAGCUAUCUAAUAAACAGCCUGGUGGACCUCUGUUCAGCAUCCAGUGCCCUCAGGACUGCAUCAGUGAACUGCAGCUGCCACACUGUGAACCAGAACCAGGUAAACCGUCUCUGAGUUAA